Ipomoea triloba (trilobed morning glory) is the source of this 1346-nucleotide messenger RNA. RefSeq lists its product as uncharacterized. Lineage: Eukaryota; Viridiplantae; Streptophyta; Magnoliopsida; Solanales; Convolvulaceae. The record is from RefSeq and is a predicted model, not a curated record. The transcript is spliced from 2 exons. Gene Ontology annotation, cellular component: cytosol; nucleus. Gene Ontology annotation, biological process: protein histidyl modification to diphthamide; tRNA wobble uridine modification. Gene Ontology annotation, molecular function: metal ion binding. Bases 379 to 1131 code for a protein of 250 amino acids.
UGUAAAAGCCACACGGUGUAGUUAACGCCAACUUCCAUAACCGUUUCUGGGACAAACUGACAAAUAGCGCAACCCUUUGAUUUCUCCACUCUGCCACCCUCUCCUUCUUCCCUAAAUUCCCCAAAUCUUCUCCUUACACGCAAAGAAUCCAUCUUUUUACACCUCCCCACAUAAAACAAUUCCUUUCCCUUUCCCUUUCCCUUUGUAAUCUGAUCACUUAAAUUAGUUAUUAACAUUGAGAAAAACGGUGUGAUCGAUUAGUUCAAACAAAUUAAAGUUUUAUUCAGCAGUUUCCUGAAUCUGGAAACGUUCAUACAAAGGCCAUGAUCUUAUCUGGGUAAGUCGAGUCAUUAGGGCUUUGUUCUCUCGAUUUUUGACAUGUUUUUUGUCGUUUCCGAGGUAGAUCGAUCGAUCAUGGCGGUAGAAGUUGCAGUAUUUUUUAUGAUGAUGAUGAUGGCGAUGAAAUCUGCAUUUUGUGACGAUACAAAUCCUGUUUUCAAUCCGUGUUUAGAUACACAGAUUCAGAAAUGGGAUGGUUUCACGUUCGGUUUGGUGUUUUCAUCCAAAGAUAAUUUCUUUUUCAAUCAAACUCAGCUCUCGCCCUGCGAUCGCCGCCUUUCCCUUUCCGGAAAGUCCGCCCCGCUCGCUGUUUUCCGGCCUAAAGUCGACGAGAUUUCGCUCCUCACCCUUAACAGCUCCACCUUCAAUCCUAGACUCGCCGGUGGUUAUAUGGUUGCGUUCGCCGGCCGGCAAUACGCCGCUCGAUCCUUCCCUGUUCUUGUAGCCGACAAGUCUCACAUCAUCACUAGCCAUACCUUGGUUCUGGAAUUUCAGAAGGGAACUCUGCAAAAUCUGUACUGGAAGAAGUUCGGGUGUGAUUCCUGCAAUGGCGAUUCCUUUAUCUGCCUUAACAACACAGACUGCGCAGUCCAAAUCAACAAGUGCAACGGCAACAGCGGCGGCACCAUCGACUGCAACCUGAGCAUACAGUUGGCGUUCUCCGGCACCGACAAGAACGACGAUGUCUUCAACAGCUGGUACGAGGUUAAGAAUCUCAGACAGUAUUCACUCUAUGCACUCUACUCCAAUCUCCGCAAUUCUAUCACCAAUCCAUUCCAGAACCUCUUCUAAGCCAUCAGAUCACAAGUUCCCAGGAUUGUCUGCAGGCUGAUAUAUACUAUAAUGUCUGUGCCACAAACUUCAUGUUCAUGCGAGAAGGUAACAUAGUUUCAUAGUUUUGAUUUGUUGCAUCUAUUAUGUAUGCUGUGUAGAAGCUUUUGAAGUUUCUGGUUGUAAAACAUGUUUCAUCCUCAGUAAUUUUGUAGAAUCAUGUUAUCCUUCCAUGA